GUAACGAGAGGGGGAGGGAAAGAGGGAGGACAUCGUUUCCUCUCCAGCACACACGCCGCAGGAAUAGACAGAACUGAUUGGGAGAAAGGGAGAAGAGGGGAGACAGAAGAAAGGAAAUUGUGAAGCAAAAAAUACGACAGAGUUCUUUGUUUUAAGUAAUCAAUUGAACGACCGAAGAGAGGAUUAAACUAAAACUGACUCCUGGUCGAAUAUUCUACGACAGCUAUGCUUACUGGGCAAAGGUGUCGUUUAUAAGCUAAUCACUAGGAUUAGGAGGACAUGUUUUAGGGAAUAGCCCUUCCGUUAAGGUAGGAUAUGGUCCUUGUUUUAAAUAUAUAACAUAGCCUUCACGCAAAUGCUGGACCGUUUGCGCAGAGGAAUCGUGACUGAAUAUUCCAGCAUUUACUGAAAUCGCUAACUUCGAGUAGCGUUUGGCUGUUUCAUUGUUAAACUGCUCUGGCAACAGCGACCUGAUAAAAUAAUUUAUUUGUGGGUUUGUAACGUUAUCUGUAAAGGAUUCAUAUUCGCGUUGAGGCCUGUAACGAUGAACUUGUAUCCAGCCUAAAGUAACAUCUUCUGUGAUACAUUUCACUUAAAUUAGGCCUAAUAAACGCGUUUCAUUUCUCAGCUGAAAUAGCGUAUGUUUCCAAAACUACUGUAUUUUGUUAUUACCACUUUGAUAAGGUUUACUGUAAAUCAACUGCGUCCAGAGAAAGAUUACUAUUAUGACCUUAACUGUCUUUGCUGUUGUUAACAAAGCAGGUCUAUUUAGGGAUAAAAGCAAGUGAUAGGCUAGCCUACAUCGCUAACCUUAGUGGAGAGUCUUGGAAAGAAGGAUUGGGGGGUUAAUAAGCCAAUUUUAGACCGCAAACAUACAAACUGCAGCUGUAUCAAUGUUAAUGUCGACCGACGUUGCAUCAAUCAUGUUGCCUAUGUCCCGGCCACUGCUGGACCGGGAUAGGGACUUGGACGCGAUGGCGGGAGUGCACGCCAGCUCGACCGGUGGUUCAUCGACCGUCAGGGGAAUGAAACGAGGGGAUCCAGAACCAGACGCCCAAACGGCGGCCGCUCUCACAGAGUCAUCGGGGGCAGAGUGCAAGCGUCCACGAAUCGACGGGUCUGGUGGAGUCGGAGAGCUUGGCCAGAACAACGACCCCCUGACGAUGGGUUACCAUGGAUACCCACCUCCUAGUCAGGUAGGAGGACCGUUUCAUUGGUAUCUCUCUCUGAAGCUCCUCUGUUGUGAGGCCCUUCAGUCAGAUGGGUCUCCUCAGACUGACGGUCACUGUGGCUCAGUGUCGGGGUCUGGGGUCAGCUGCGCUGAGGACCACUCGGAUAAGGCGACCCCGAAGCGCUUGCAUGUCUCCAACAUUCCCUUCCGCUUCCGGGACCCGGACCUACGGCAGAUGUUCGGGCAAUUUGGGAAAAUCCUUGAUGUAGAGAUUAUUUUCAAUGAGAGAGGAUCGAAGGGCUUCGGCUUUGUGACGUUCGAGACCAGCGGCGACGCAGAGAGAGCCCGUGAGAAGCUGCACGGCACCAUCGUGGAGGGACGCAAGAUCGAGGUGAACAAUGCCACUGCCCGUGUGAUGACCAACAAGAAGCUGGUCAGCCCCUAUGCCAACGGAGAAGCUCUCACAACUCUCCCUUACGCAGGCUGGAAGCUGAGUCCCGUGGUGGGGGGCAUGUACGCGCCCGAGCUUUACGCCGGCGAGACUCUGGUUCCAGGGUUCCCGUAUCCUACGGCGGCGGCGGCCGCAGCAGCAGCAACAACGGCCGCCUCCUUUAGGGGCGCCCACAUCCGUGGACGGGGCAGGCCGGUCUACAGCGCGGUGCGGGCAGCCGUACCCCAGCCUGCCAUCCAAGCAUACCCAGGCGUGGUGUAUCAGGAUGGCUUUUACGGGGCUGCAGACCUCUAUGGUGGCUACGCAGCGUAUCGAUACGCUCAGCCGGCGGCCGCCGUAGCCGCUGGGCCCACAGCUGCUGCAGCAGCUGCUGCUGCUUACAGUGAUGGCUACGGGCGGGUGUACACUGCUGACCCCUACCAUGCGGCCCUCACCCCGGCCGCCGCCGCGGCGUACGGAGUCGGAGCAAUGGCUACAUUGUACAGAGGUGGAUACAGUCGAUUUUCUCCAUAUUGAUAAUGCCUUUCCUGGAACAUGUCCCCCUCCCCCUCCUAUUUGGAUACUCUUUAACUGAUUUGAAAGAGCUCCCCCUGCAACUGUGGAGUGCAAUUGCAUCUCUCUCUGUGGUCUUGGUAGGAUUCAUACUAUAUCAGAUGCACAUACUCUUGGUACAACAGUAUAUAUUCAGUAAGGAAAGCAGUCGUGUGAACACAAUGCAAGUUUAUUUCCAUAUUGAAAACAGUUAACCACCAAUUUAAUUUGAACAAAAAAAAAGAAAUAAGAAGAAAAAAAAACAUGGCUGUCUUGAUAAAUGCACGGCUCCAAGCUCAGAACAAUUAUCCCUUUGUAUGACUCGUAUCUCUGCACCAACGCAUGCAGUUAUGGCCUCAAAUUCUUCCAGUUUUCCAAUGAACUGUGUUUUUGCACACAAAACAUAAAAAAAUGGACUUUCACCAUUGGCGAAACCCUGUGCGGAAGGGUCAAGGACUGAGACGGGCGGUCGGCCUUGUGUCGCGUGUCCGUCGCCACGACACCACUUCCAACUCACAGGCCACCUGGGCUUCCAUGGACAGCGAGGGGGAGGGACAAGGAGAGGGUGAGAGGGGCACAGUGUCGAUCAGCUGGGCAUGUCGGGGAGGCGCGAGCACAAAAAAUGACGACACUAAAAAAGAUGCCACAGUGAACCGUUGGAGGACUUGAAAACCCUUUGAUUUCAUUUUGGCGCCAGAGGGCGACGGCUCGCUCACAGUUUGUUACAGGCCUCGAGGAAAUGUCGCAUAGAGUGCUAGAAGUUUUCUUUGUUCACAUGUACACUCUUUGAGUUACUUCGAGUUGCUAUAAAACGAAUUAUGUUGUACAUUUACCUCAAAUUUUGUGGUCUCUUGAAAUGCAAACCUUUAAAACCGAAUAGAUAUCAUAUGCAAAGACACUAGAUUAGAGAAAAAUAGUGUUAUUAUAAUUAUUAUUAUUAUUAUCAUUAUUAUUAUUAUGGGUCUAAUUAUUCUUAUCGUUACCCCUUUUAAAGAUGAAAUUAAUCUAGUUACAUAGAUAAAAUUUUCUUUAAAAUAAUUUAAUGGAGAGGAUGGUGAGCUCCCUGUGUUGAGGAAGAGAGAAGCCUUGUAAGCCAUAACUGUAUUUCUCCCUGCUUGUACAGUUAUGUUUUCUUGUUGUUAAUCAGGUUAUCCCUCUAGAAAAUUUAGCCUGUUUUUUGAGAAUGCACAGUUAUUAAAUUAUGCAGUUUUACAUAAAACUAUUUUUUCUUAGCCAGAAUGCAUUACCUUGAGCAUUCUUCCCUCCCCAAUUUUAACAGUAGUUUAGACAAUUAUGUAUGCAAGUAGCUGCCAACAUUAAUUGAGAGAAAGUAACUAUGAUAUCCUAUUUAAAAUAUGAAAAGAAAAUGAUUCAUUGUUUUUAUAUCUAUAUCCUGAAUGUUGAAUGCUUUUGUUUUGUUUUGAUUUUGGUUCCAAAGAUUUGUCAAAAGCACAUUUGCAGUCCGUUGUCUUCAGUAUAAAGCAGCCUUGGUAUUGUUGGUAUUAAGAUCCUCCGUUUCCUACCCGCUUGUUUUCUUAAUGCAUCAGUAGAAUGGACAAAUCAUCCAAACGCUUGCACUCCUAUUCUCCUCUGUUCUCUCUCUCUCUCUCUCUCUCUCUCUCUCUCUCUCUCUCUCUCUCUCUCUCUCUCUCUCUCUCUCUCUCUCUCUCUCUCUCUCUGUGUUAUCUUCUGUGCAGAUGGGGUUCUUAUUUUGUAAUGCCAUCCUUCUUGAAAGGCCUUGUGUUUUGGCCCGGGUCCAGUUAGGAGGAGUGAAGCAGAUAAUCUGAGGGGGUUUCUAAUGGUGGCGAUCCCGUAGUGGUGGUGUCCAGUGGACUGAUGCACCUGCUGGUAGUUCUGCUGUUAUCACUAAAGUAGGACCUUUUGUGAUUUAUUGAAUUGAGCCAUAUUUCAAUACCUUUCCAAGAGAGUCAAGAGUGUUUUGGUUUUGCUAGCAAAUAAAUGAACAAUACUUUUAUAUAAUCAAGGUUUACAGUAGACAUAGGCCUCUGAAGUGAGAUAUGAUGACCAGGGGCUUUGUUAAAGUCCAUUUUUCAAAGUCCAACUUUGAAAAAGGACUCCAUUCAUUUCAUCAUAGGAGACUAGGUGUAGAGGAAAAAUGUAAAAAAUCAAUUUGUAACUUAUGGGGUUAGAUAGUUUAUUCCUCUGACGAAACUGUCAACCGGAGUAUUUUAUAGAGGUCCAUUUAAAUAUGAUAGACAAUAAUUUGAUUGCUACACAAUGUUUUUGUUUUUCUGCUUAAUGGUUUGAUGUUUUCCUGAGUUGGGCACUUAGCCACCUGUACUCUUUUUGUCAGUGUUAAAAGGAAAACAAUGACAAUGUGUCAGUUACUUUUAGGAUCCCCAUAUACUGGUAUUUUAAGAUGGACCAGUUCCAUUUUGUUGUAGGAUUUAAAAAGCUAGCCCACUCCUUCAAGCCAAUGUGUUAACACAUUAUCAGUGAUGGUACUAUGGCAAUUUGUACAAGUUAAUUCCGUCUUUAACUAAAUGGCUGCUGCAGUUGGUUGGCUUGCAAUGGUGUGGAAGAUUCCGUUAUUCUUAUAUAUCCUCAUUCUGCACCUUACUGUAAUGUUUAGCCAUUGGUUGAAAAUGCAUGUGGCUGUUUUUUCUUUCUUUCUUUCUUUUUAAAUAUCUAUUAUUUUUUAAUUUGAAUUCCUCUGUCAACUCCAAUACCAUUUGUGUUGUUCUUUGUAACUGAAUGUCCACAUAAACAGUUUUUAUAUAGAGA
Molecule: messenger RNA, 4898 nt
Organism: Alosa sapidissima (American shad)
Lineage: Eukaryota; Metazoa; Chordata; Actinopteri; Clupeiformes; Clupeidae
Gene: rbfox2
Product: RNA binding fox-1 homolog 2
Biological process (GO): regulation of alternative mRNA splicing, via spliceosome; nervous system development
Cellular component (GO): cytoplasm; nucleus
Molecular function (GO): mRNA binding
Source: RefSeq, a predicted model, not a curated record